AUGUUCUCGCGCCGCUUUGUGCUGCUCCAAUGGAGUCUAGCUCUGCUCUUGAGCGCCUCCUUCGUCCUUGCCCAAUCGGCACCCGGAGAGACGCUGCUGGACCCACAAGCAACAUGCCCACAAGAGACGAGGGACUCCAUCACUACCUGCUUGGGACAAGUGGAGGUGGACGAGUCUCAGAGACCUGGUGGACCUUGCAAUGAUGGUGAUUGGCCAUGCAUCUGCAACAAGCAGUACGGUCUCAUUGUGAGUCGAGAGCAGGGCGCAUUCAAGGAAGCAUGCAUGCACGCCUGCCUGCUUGCCUGCAGUGAGACACGUUGUAACUCACUCGCACCACUUUUUUGCGUCUCACUUUGUUUGCUCAGGCUUGCUACGCUCCAUGCCCAGGCAUCCAGCCAGCCGAAGAUGUCACUUACAACAACGUGAGUGUAUAGUAGCAGGUGAAACUUGAUCAACACACAAUGAUGCUCGCCCCCGACAACGAGCGAGGUGGUGGCCUGGGGCGUGUGUGUGCGUGCAUCCAUGCCCGUCUUUUUGGAUCUGCCCUUUUUACCAUGCAACGCUCCCACAUCUCUCCUUUUCUCAUCUCACAGAACAAUUGCGCCGGUCAGCACAAUGGAGUGAGGAAUGGAGCGGCGGGCGGAGCGGCUACGUACAGCGGCGCUGCUCUCACCACCACAGCUCCCAAUGGAGCGACUGGCACCGCUGGCAGUGCAGGCGGAGCUACGUGAGUGAUGGUUGCGCAUGCGCGUCGAGAAUCCGAGUGGCUCGUGCAACUCGGAUGAGCGAGGGACGCACGCAGGCCAUGGUGACGUGACGCUGCUUGACUGAAAUCAUUUCCUGAUCUAUGCAUGCAUGCAGCGCAACGACGGAACCGGGCGCACCCAGCGCCUCGAACAGCAGCGCUCCCAACGCGACCAGCACCGGCAGCAGCAGCGCGAGCACGAACAGUGCUGCGGUGAACAGCACGAGCACCUCGACUCGUGCAGGUUCCGGCGACGGUGCGCUCUCUUCUCUUCAUUUCGGAUCUGCUCAGAUCGGCACCGUGCUGGUAAUGUGUCUUGCCAGUCUGGUUGGCGUCAUCUUUGUGCUAUGA
This is a messenger RNA of Ceraceosorus bombacis, 1096 nucleotides long. The record is from the annotation of a GenBank genome assembly. NCBI's taxonomy places the organism in Eukaryota, Fungi, Basidiomycota, Exobasidiomycetes, Ceraceosorales, Ceraceosoraceae.